AAAAACAGUUGGUCAGCGAAUCCAAUGGUAGAAGAUGAAAUAUGUCAAAUCACCCUCAAUCAGACCGUCCAUUUUCUCAUCAUCUCAAAACCAGAGACCUUCGGUCCCACCAAACCAGUCUUUCCCGCCUGCAAGCGACUACAUUUUUAGCCCAACUGCCAUCUCUCUAUCCGUUGCUUUGCAACACUAUAUCAAUUCAGAUUUUCCUUCCCAUGGCCAAAAGAUCCAUUCCCAUAUUCUUAAAAUUGGGUUCAAACCCAACACCAAUGUCUCUAUUAAGCUCCUUAUUCUCCAUUUGAAAUCGCGUUGUUUGAGAUAUGCACGCCAGCUGUUUGAUGAAAUGCCUCAGCCAACUCUGUCUGCUUAUAAUUAUAUGAUUAGUGGGUAUCUUAAACAUGGGAAAAUCGAAGAAUUGCUUAAUUUGGUUUCUAGACUGACCUUUUCUUAUGAAAAGCCUGAUGGGUUUACGUUUUCGAUGAUUUUAAAGGCGACUGGUUGUGCUAGUGGUGGGAUUUUUCCAUUGCCAUAUAGUUUAGGAAAAGUUGUACACGCCCAGAUACUGAGAUCUAAUGUUGAGUCUGAUGAUGUUCUUUAUACGGCACUUGUUGACUCGUAUGUUAAAAAUGGGAAGGUUGGUUAUGCAAGGAGGGUGUUCGACAUGAUGUUGGACAAGAAUGUGAUAUGUUCAACAUCAAUGAUUUCAGGUUACAUGAGUCAAGGGUCUGUGGAAGAUGCUGAAGAUAUUUUCAAGAGAACAGUUGAAAAAGAUGUGGUGGUUUUCAAUGCAAUGAUUGAAGGUUAUAGCAAAGCAGUUGAGACUGCUAUGAGAUCACUUGAAGUUUAUAUUGACAUGCAGCGGUUGAACUUCCGACCCACAAUGUCAACUUUUGCUAGUGUGAUUGGGGCUUGCUCAGUUUUGACAGUGUAUGAAAUUGGUCAACAAGUUCAAAGUCAGCUUGUGAAGAUGGAUUUCUACAAUGACAUAAAAAUGGGAAGUGCUCUUAUAGACAUGUACUCAAAAUGUGGAAGAAUUGAGGAUGCGCGGAGAGUUUUUGACCACAUGCCUGAAAAGAAUGUAUUUUCAUGGACUUCCAUGAUUGAUGGAUAUGGGAAGAAUGGAAAUUCCAAUGAAGCACUUGAGCUCUUCAGUAGGAUGCAAAUACAGUACCACGUCAAGCCCAACUAUGUUACAUUCCUUAGUGCUCUGUCAGCUUGUGGACAUGCUGGCUUAGUUGCUAAAGGCUGGACAAUAUUCGAGAGCAUGGAGAGAGAUUACUUGCUGAAACCGAGGAUGGAGCAUUAUGCUUGCAUGGUUGAUCUCCUUGGGCGUGCGGGAAGACUACAGCAGGCAUGGGAGUUUGUAAUGGGAAUGCCUGAGAAGCCUGGUUCUGAUGUUUGGGCAGCUUUGCUCAGUUCAUGUCAGCUGCAUGGUGAUGUAGAGAUGGCAAGUAUGGCUGCCCAUGAAAUUUUUAAGUUGAAUUCUGAUGGUAGGCCUGGGGCGUAUGUUGCACUAUCUAAUGCUUUGGCAGCUGCUGGAAAAUGGGACAGUGUUAGUGAAGUUAGGCAGUUAAUGAAGGUAAGAGGAGUAUCAAAAGAUACUGGCUGCAGUUGGGUAGGCACUGAUAGUGGUCCAUGAGGUUUCCAUAUCAAGAAAAAGAUGCAACCAGAGAAGGAAGGUGAAAGGAAUCUCUUCAAUAGCUUUACAAAACAUCAUACAUGAGUAUUGGCAAAGGUGCCCUUUUUGUAGAUUACAAUUUUAGGGUGCUUUUCUGUCUUUGGUUAGACUCUAACCAGUACAAAUCCAACAUUGCAUAUUUGCUUCUCCAAAUAGAAGCAUACUGUCACAGAUUUCAUGGUAGGAAAAUUUCCCCCCAAAAAAACUCUUCUUAACAUCCAUUUGGAGUCUUGUGCAAGUUCACUAAACACCGAAGGAUUUUUUAGUUUAUCUGAGAGAAUUAACAAAAUAAAAUGCCUUGGGGAACUUCUAUGCACCCAUCCUCCAGAAAGGCUGAAGUUAAGCACUCAGGCAAGGCUGUCUCUCCAGUGCUGGGGAAUUGUUUUCCAAUUGAUCAAUCAAGCUAAACACCUUUGGGGAUAAGUUUAAUCAGGAUUUAGGUAUUGAACUGCAUGAAGAAACUAGGAGCAUGAGAUUGCAGCUUACUGCAUGCUGAACUGGUGAUUAUUAAGUCUCAAUGUAAAGAGAAUGGAUCUUGAGGCCGUUUCUACCAUAAUCUGGGUAUUAUUCUUGAGUCCUGAGUGGAAGAAAUAACUCCUGGAUCAUCAGGAAUUCAGAAAUCUAGUGGAUAAUGAUAAGAUGAACAACAGUAAAAGCUAGAACGCGAUCUAGAAUUGAAGAAUUUCAGUAUCUGUUUGGCAUAAUUGAUGGAGGACAAACAUGGCCCUGUGUCCAAUAUCCCAGUGGGUGUAAAGGAGAUUAGUUUAUAGGGCUAUCACAAUUUCAUCAAUCACCUGAUGGCCCCUGGAAUUGUGAAGUUGCAAUUCCUCAGAGUGCUGUGGACAAUUUCUUUCCCAUUUAAUGGCAGUGCAAGUAUUUGAGACGUGGAUAUGGUCUGGUUGUUAAUGGUCUACUGAAUACAACAUAUUGGAAGAGAUCAUGAAAUGUGGGUUCCCUGACGGACAUCUUGGGAGGCUUCUGUUUUAAAUACAAGGAGUCAUGUUGUAGCAUUGGCCUGGUUGUAUGUUUUUCUUCCAAGUGCUAGGCCUCUUCAAAUCCAUGGCAGCUGGAAGCAGAUGAAUCACUCUUUUGAAGGAGAAAUCAAAGGUGAGACAUUGCCAUGGUUUCAGGGUGUAUUGCACAUAGUCUGACAUGCGUAUAUCAUAUAUGUUGUGUUUUGGCAUGAUUA
This is a messenger RNA of Vitis riparia (riverbank grape), 2864 nucleotides long. RefSeq names its product pentatricopeptide repeat-containing protein At1g28690, mitochondrial. Gene Ontology annotation, molecular function: RNA binding; protein binding. NCBI's taxonomy places the organism in Eukaryota, Viridiplantae, Streptophyta, Magnoliopsida, Vitales, Vitaceae. The transcript has a single exon. Gene Ontology annotation, biological process: RNA modification. The record is from RefSeq and is a predicted model, not a curated record. Bases 35 to 1636 code for a protein of 533 amino acids.